AUGGCCGGAAAAGCUCACAGGGAAUCUGAUUUCCACCUAGAUCUCCUUUUAUGUACUGUUGCUGGAGCUGUUGCUGGAGCUGUUGCUGGAGCUGUUGCUGGAGCUGUUGCUGGAGCUGUUGCUGGAGCUGUUGCUGGAGCUGUUGCUGGAGCUGUUGCUGGAGCUGUUGCUGGAGCUGUUGCUGGAGCUGUUGCUGGAGCUGUUGCUGGAGCUGUUGCUGGAGCUGUUGCUGGAGCUGUUGCUGGAGCUGUUGCUGGAGCUGUUGCUGGAGCUGUUGCUGGAGCUGUUGCUGGAGCUGUUGCUGGAGCUGUUGCUGGAGCUGUUGCUGGAGCUGUUGCUGGAGCUGUUGCUGGAGCUGUUGCUGGAGCUGUUGCUGGAGCUGUUGCUGGAGCUGUUGCUGGAGCUGUUGCUGGAGCUGUUGCUGGAGCUGUUGCUGGAGCUGUUGCUGGAGCUGUUGCUGGAGCUGUUGCUGGAGCUGUUGCUGGAGCUGUUGCUGGAGCUGUUGCUGGAGCUGUUGCUGGAGCUGUUGCUGGAGCUGUUGCUGGAGCUGUUGCUGGAGCUGUUGCUGGAGCUGUUGCUGGAGCUGUUGCUGGAGCUGUUGCUGGAGCUGUUGCUGGAGCUGUUGCUGGAGCUGUUGCUGGAGCUGUUGCUGGAGCUGUUGCUGGAGCUGUUGCUGGAGCUGUUGCUGGAGCUGUUGCUGGAGCUGUUGCUGGAGCUGUUGCUGGAGCUGUUGCUGGAGCUGUUGCUGGAGCUGUUGUUGGAGCUGUUUGCUAA
This is a messenger RNA of Schistocerca nitens (vagrant locust), 774 nucleotides long. RefSeq names its product fibroin heavy chain-like. NCBI's taxonomy places the organism in Eukaryota, Metazoa, Arthropoda, Insecta, Orthoptera, Acrididae. Bases 1 to 774 code for a protein of 257 amino acids. The transcript has 2 exons. The record is from RefSeq and is a predicted model, not a curated record.